AUGACAGACAAACGGCAUGCUAAAGACAUAGAACUCCUGCGACUAUACCUACAAGAUCUCCCGAAUGAAUUGCCCUUACGUUCUGCCCAAGAUUCGUCCUAUGGUUUCCACGCAUUUGGGCUUGACGAGGAAUGGCUGAAGGAAGAGGGUCAGGAAGCAGCCGCAAACCGCCAGCUUGAAGUCCAGUGGGGAACACCACGCACCACAGUCGCAGUGUUGAGAGAACGUGGCCCGGGCAUUGAGGCUAUUGCAGACGUGUUGGAUCAACACCUCGGGAUGUUACCUGACUCAGUCCUCUUGCAGAAGUGGUUGGAUGAUGUGCUAGACUCCGUCAGGCUGACCUUCGAAGUAUACACAAAAGAUGUAAGAUUAUUAAAGGUGCAGUCACCGGAACAUUCACUUACGAAGUCAUCCGGCGGAGCCGAGGCGUCUGAUGCAGCAUCAUCACCCCCCAAAGCGCCGAAGCAGCAGCGCUCUAAGCGAAAGAAAAUCGACAGCCAUAAGCUCACGGACAUAGCUGAUCCCGCCUGGCGGGACCUACCUGAAGGAGCAGACGGACGCUCAUCUGGCGCUAAGGCACACCCCGAUCUCAUAGCUUCGACAAGGCUCUUUGCAAUGAUAGAGUACCUACGCCAUUGUCGUCACAGCACUCUGUCUUUCGAUGGGGGCAAGAGCCGACGCGGAAAAGGACUGUUCUCAAUUCAUAGCACAACGGCUGAUCGUCGGCCCUUCUUGCUAGAGCUUUGUGACGUCUCGGGACUUAGUCACACGGGGAAGAUGAUUGAAGAAUUACUGGAAGACUGGAUAGAUGACAUCGGCCCGCACCAUUUCUCGGGUAUUGUCUCCGAUAAUACAGGCAAUACUGCGAAGGCUCGCAGGCUGAUCUGUGAAACACACCCUCAUAUAUUCAACAUGCAAGAUUGCUGUCACGAGCUUGACCUUGCUAUCGAGGACAUUUGUCGCUUGCCGGAAAUCAAGAAGAUAAUCGCCCUUGUACGGGAGAUCCUCGCGUACAUGAGCAGGUCAGUGUACGCAAGGGAGCAGCUUGAUAUUGAGCGCGAGCGGCUUGGAAUUUCACGCGGUCUUGAAAGUAUUGUGGAUACACGGUUCGGAACAGUGUACUGGGCCGGUGCAUCCGUCGAGCGCAACCUCGAUGCCCUGCGUGCGAUCGCAGCCAAUAAUGAACUUGCACCCUUUGCAAAAGCCAUCAGGUCACUCGAGCACUCACAUGCUUCAGCCGCAGAUGUCUUCUUAUUCUGGCUUGCAAUCCUUGCACAGCUAGAGCAUCUUUUCAAGGGUAAUCGUAGUGGCUUCACCAGUAAGACAAUCGAGAGUAUACGUGCCAUAACAAAUAAGCGUUUCGAGCAUAUGAUCAGUGGUUCUGCGAACAACAUCUAUGUUGUCGCGUUCUUCCUGGAUCCCCGUGCGUUCAUAUUGCAUGCCGGAGUCUUAUUCAGUGCUGAUGAAUAUCUGGCAGGGAUCCGGAACGCGCCUAUCUUUAAGCAGCGCAAUCCUCUCGCGGUUGGGCUGAGUCUCCUUACUAUCUUGAAGAAUGAAUAUGGCGCGGAAGUCCUUGCUAUGAAAGAUUCAGAUUCAAAGCAGAUCAAGAAAGCAAUGAAAAUCCGGAACCCUCAUCUUGCCAGUAUAUUACCGCGAGAUGCGAACGUUCUGCUGAAGGAGCAGUUUCAAAGUUACGUGAAGAGACGAGAGCCUUUUAAUCGCCGCUUCCGUGAUGGUGAGACUGUCAAGCAGUGGUGGGAAGCCGUACGAAGAGAUCAGAUGGGCCAGGUUCUCGGCGCACUUGCUGUGAAGAUCUUCUCGGUGUCGGUAAAUUCCAUGGUUGACGAACGAGCUAUGUCGAGCGUUACAUGGUUGAAUUCCAAGUUACGGAGUCGACAAGACAUUUUGACUCUCAAUGACACUAUUAUGAUCCGUGGCUGGCAUAGGUGGAAUCCCCAGGUAUCAGCCACCUUUUACACAGGACUGCGAACUUCGCUGACCACUAUGCGAGUAUAG
Molecule: messenger RNA, 2016 nt
Organism: Gloeophyllum trabeum ATCC 11539
Lineage: Eukaryota; Fungi; Basidiomycota; Agaricomycetes; Gloeophyllales; Gloeophyllaceae
Exons: 7
Coding region: 1-2016 (671 amino acids)
Source: RefSeq, a predicted model, not a curated record